AUGUAUAGUGGACAACUAGGCGUAAGCUUAGACAAGCAAUGCAAAGAGAUUAUAGAAUCAAUGACGUUUAUGUGGGAUACAUCAAAAAACCUGCAACAGAUAAUUGAGCGGUUUAAAGUACUUAGUAAUAAUGUACUAAAAACGUCAGUGGUGACCUCACUUGGCUUUUGGACUAUAUGGCUUUUGGACUAUAUGGCUUUGGACUACAUGGCUUUUCGAAUAUAA
This is a messenger RNA of Thelazia callipaeda (thelaziosis nematode), 225 nucleotides long. NCBI's taxonomy places the organism in Eukaryota, Metazoa, Nematoda, Chromadorea, Rhabditida, Thelaziidae. The record is from the annotation of a GenBank genome assembly.